Messenger RNA from Stylonychia lemnae, 3249 nucleotides. Lineage: Eukaryota; Ciliophora; Spirotrichea; Sporadotrichida; Oxytrichidae. The record is from the annotation of a GenBank genome assembly.
AUGAAUAAUAGCCUUACUAAUUCCUAUUUUGAUCCAAUUGAAUAAGUCCAAGUUAAUGAUGGAAUACAGAGAAGCAAGAGAGACGAGUUUCUAGUCCUGGAUGAAAAGAGCAACAUCGACUAGAAAUAUAUUCUAAGAAGAGGUGAUGGGCUGUCUGAUUUCUUAACAGUCAAGAGCCAUUUCUACAAGUUAAAAACAGCAUAACUUGAAGAUUCAUUCUAUAAGUAGAAUGUGCUAAUGAGAGGCAAUGAACUGAUAACAACAGCCUCGCUAUAAAAUUACUUAGAUACGAUGCAGUUGCAUUUAGAUGCAUAGAUGGACAUGAGAAUUUUGAAAAUAAAUGAAGAACUUGAAGCUAAACUCAGUCAUUUCACUGGUGAAAUGAUCAUGGCCUUAAAAGAGAAAGCUUCAAAAAAGUCGAUGCAGACUGAUAAUUUAUUUGUUAUGGACAUAGUUAGAGAUAAUGAGAUGAAGAUCAAUCAGGCCCUCGCAAGUUUAGAUCAGAUUGUUAUAUAAAAGGUCUCUUGUAAGGCUGAGAUCAAAGAUGUUGAAUCACUUGAUAUAAACAAGGCAGACAUUUCAGCUGUCAAAGAAAUCAAUGAAAGAAUCAAUCGCAUUGAGAUGAUGAUGCAUGAAUACUUAUCAGCAGAUUCAAAUGAGGAUGAGUUUGAUGAAAGAGAUGGCAGCUUUGACGACGAUGUAGACUCUGCUGAGAUGAAAGACUAAGUUAAUAAUAGUUCAAGCUAAUUUGGAUUCAGACAUAAUAAAUCCCUUGAUAUUGAUGACGAAUAAAAAGUAGACUUAAGUAUGGUUGAUAUCAGUCCUAAAGACCAUGCUUUGAUGGGUCAUGAUUAGAUUAACAGUGUUUAAACACCUUCUACACAUGCAAAUGUAUAGAAUAUUGAUUUGAUAAUAGGAAGAAAUGGAGACCCACCAAUAAAUUCAAUUGAAGUUAUCAAUAAUCAAAAGAAAGCUUUAGAGUAGUAUGUUAAUGAUCAAAUUCCAGCAACAAACUAAUUUAAAAAGAAGGAGAAAGAGAAUAAUCAAGGUAAGAAAUAAAAUCAUCAACAAGCAAAUCAACCAAUCAGAAAGUCUCCCAGAGAAAAGCUACCGAAUUUUCCACAACCAGUAGUUCAGCCUUCAACUAAUAACAAAUCGAAAUUCGCUUCAUCAACUAAUUAACACUUGAAUUUUCCUAAUUAUCAUCAUGAUAAUGCAUAAAAAUCGCCAUUUUUAAGUCCUAAGGAGACCAGUCCCAAGUCAAAGGUAAAUGAAAUGAAGGGAAUUGACCUAUUUAAUAAUAAGGGAGCAAAUAUCAAUAAUGAUACCAAUGCUGCUAGUAUUUUGAAUGAUAAAAACAUUACAGAUAGGAUUCAAGAUAGAUAGUUAUUGGAUAAAAAAUAUACAUAAGAAAUGGCUUAACCAUAAAUUAUGCCUCAGAUUGGAGUAAAGAUUAAGCUGAGUGGGAAGCAAGUAAAGGUAGAAGAGAACAGUAAGUCAAAUUUAGAAAAGGAAAUAUCAGAAAAGAGUAAUACUCUAGAGCAAGCAAAGGAUAAAGUACCUCUGAAUAAUGAUAUGUUAUCAUAAGGAUCAUCUCUUAGAUUCGCUUAAUCAAGAUUGGGUUCCACUUCUCCCUACCGCAAAAAUAAAAUGAAUGCAUUGAAGCGAGGCUAACCUCAAAUUAAUGACACUGUGGAGAUAGACAAUUUAAAGAGAGAUUUCAUAAUGGUAAAUCAGUAGAUAAAGGAUUUAUAAGAGAAACUACACAAGCACGAGGUUGAUAUUCAUCCAUAGAUAGCUUUUAUACAUAAUAAUCAUCAGAAAAUAUAGCAGGUUAUUAAGUCUUACGAAACACUAAAGUUGAGAAUACACGAGCAUGAGACCUAUGAUGAAAAACUAAAAGAAUCUUAUCUAAAGAAGUCAGUAGAAACGAUCAAAAAGAUGAAAAUAGGUAUUGAAAAAGACUAAUAAUUAGUCAAAGAGUAGUAUCAACAGGACAAGGAGUUCUAUAAGUAAAAGCUGAAAACAUUUGAAACGAAUGAAGAGAAUCUGCGUUAACUUAUGGAGUUAGUUAAGAAAAAGCUAUAAGCACUUAAAUUCCAAAAUCUAAAUCUCUCUGCAUAAGAGCAGCAGACACUCUUUGGUUCUAUUUAAGAGGGACAGAUGAGUACUCGAUCAAAUUUCAAUAACACUCAAAAUAUCACAAUAAUUGGAGGAUAAGUGAAUAGUACAACGAUAUCCAAUGAAGAGUUCAACAGAGAAAUUGAGAAUUUGAAGAACUUUGUAAUGAUUAAACUUCAGGAGGUGCUAGGUGAAAUUGAAGAAAUAAAAAGACCAGUAAAUGAUUCUAUACAAAAUAUACAAAAGGAGAGUUAGGCUCUGAGUAGGGAACUUGAUAGAUAUGAUGCUCUUUAUAGAAUAAUUCUUUCUGACUUCUAGCAAAUACUUGACGAUCACAAAUCACUUAUUGAAAAGUAGCAUAACUAAUUGAUUCAGUAAUAAAAGUAACAUCAAGAAAACUUAGCUUACCAAACAUUGCCGAUUCAAACGCACUAACUCAUCCCGAAUACACCCCUUCAUUAAACUAAAUUAUGUUCUUUGAUGAGUCACCCAGAUCCCAAGUCGCUUGGCCAUCAUACUCCUAAUACCUAUGCAGAUUCAAUUCUUUCAAAAUUAGAUCAAGUGAACUCAAAGAUUAUAGAUGCAAAGCGAAGAUUUAAAAAGAGUUUCGAUCAGGAUCUACUAGAAAUGGCAAGUGUAGAUAAUAUUUCAAGCAACAAUAACACAAAGCUUGGCUUUAGAAAUCAGAGUUCAAGCGUUAUGAGAAAUUCAAUCUAGGGAAACAAAGACUCUUUUACUAAAACUGACAGGGCGAGGACAAGCAUGGGCCAAAAUAAAAGUUAUAAGGACAGAGAUGCCAGCAAUUUAAUUAGAGAGUAUGAAUAAAGAAAGUAAAAUGACUAUUUCGAAGUAGGUGGAGGCCAGGCCCCUAAGCGAAACAUUUAUUCAUCUAGUAUGGAGAAAUAUAAGAGAGUAAUUCAGACCUCUGCUUUGCACAAGAGCACUGGCUUUUAACAAAGACCUAUUAAUAUGACUGCAAACAACAGUCCAACAAUAAGAUCAAAUCUCAAUGAUUCUGUUCUAACCACUCAAAUCGUAACUCCUUCCCUUAAGCUUAAGGAUUAUUAAAAGGGGCCUUUAAAUGAAAUAAAGAUUAAUUUAAAGAGAUUUGGCCAUCUCAUACAGUGA